AUGAAGCGCGCGUGCUACCACCCGGACAAGCAGACGGAGGAGAUGCGUGAAGCCAUGAAGGAGGAAUUCGUUAAGAUUACCAAUGCGUACCGCGUGCUGUCGGAUCCGGAGCGUCGCGAAAAGUACGACGUGUAUGGCAUUGCCGACGACCAGGGCUUCGAGAACUUCGAUGAGGCUGCUCGUUUCGCGGAGGACGGCGUGGAGGACUCGAUGGCGAACUGGGUUGGCCUUGUGGCCGUGUUGGCUCUCGGCAUCAUCCCCAUCGUCGUGAUGCAGCGUAACCGUACCAAACCUUUGAAAAAGAGACGUGAGGUAGAUGGCCCUACGAAGCCUAGCAAAAAAUAG
This is a messenger RNA of Phytophthora infestans T30-4, 345 nucleotides long. RefSeq lists its product as uncharacterized. Lineage: Eukaryota; Oomycota; Peronosporomycetes; Peronosporales; Peronosporaceae. The record is from RefSeq and is a predicted model, not a curated record. The transcript has 5 exons. Bases 1 to 345 code for a protein of 114 amino acids.